GGUCCCAGCUACCCGAUGGCAUCACUCUACGUGGGUGAUCUUCACCACGAUGUGACAGAGGCCAUGCUGUACGAGAAAUUCAGUCCAGCUGGGCCCAUCCUGUCUAUCCGCGUGUGCCGGGAUGUCAUCACCCGCCGCUCCCUCGGCUACGCCUACGUGAACUUCCAGCAGCCGGCCGAUGCAGAACGGGCGUUGGACACUAUGAAUUUGGACGUGAUCAAAGGUAAGCCUGUCCGCAUCAUGUGGUCCCAGCGCGACCCUUCCCUGCGGAAAAGUGGCGUGGGUAACAUUUUCAUCAAAAACUUGGAGAAGUCCAUAGACAACAAGGCGCUCUAUGAAGCCUUCUCCAUCUUCGGGAACAUCCUGUCCUGCAAAGUGAUAAGUGAUGAGAAUGGUUCCAAGGGCUAUGGCUUUGUUCACUUUGAAAAUCAAGAGUCUGCAGAAAGCGCCAUUGAGAAAAUGAAUGGGAUGCUUCUGAAAGAUCUCAGAGUGUUUGUGGGACGUUUCAAAUCCCGCAAAGAACGAGAAUCGGAACUGGGAGCUAAAGCCAGAAACUUUACCAAUGUUUACAUCAAGAAUUUUGGAGAAGACAUGGACGAUAACAGACUUACCGAGAUAUUUGGAAAAUUUGGACCUGCCUUGAGCGUAAAAGUGAUGACUGAUGAUUGUGGAAGAUCUAAGGGCUUUGGAUUCGUCAGUUUCCAGAGACAUGAAGAUGCCCAGCAAGCGGUAGAGGGCAUGAAUGGCAAAGAACUCAAUGGAAAGAAAAUUUACGUUGGCAGAGCCCAGAAAAAAAGAGAAAGGCAGACAGAACUCAAGCGUCGUUUUGAACAAAUGAAACAAGAUAGGUUCAUCAAAUAUCAAGGGGUUAACCUUUAUGUAAAAAACCUUGCCGAUGACAUUGAUGACGAACGUCUGAAAAAAGAAUUUUCGUUUUUUGGAAUAAUCACUAGUGCUAAAGUUAUGAUGGAAAAUGGCCGCAGCAAAGGAUUUGGCUUUGUCUGUUUCUCCUCACAAAAGGAAGCUACCAGAGCAGUCCUGGAAAUGAAUGGGAGACUUGUGGCAAAUAAGCCAUUGUAUGUAGCUUUAGCCCAACGGAAAGAGGAGCGAAGGGUUCACCUUACAAACCAAUACAUGCAGAGAAUAGCUCAGAUAAGAUCCAUGCCCAGCCCGGUGCUCAGUCCAUACCAUCCAGCAUCUCCUUCCCGCUAUUACUUGACACCUUUUCCCCAAAGCCAGAGCCAGGCAGCAUACUAUUCUGCCUGCCAACUUGCUCAGCUCAGAUCAAGCCCUCAAUGGACUGCUCAGAGUCUUAGGCCUCACUGCUUCCAGACCAUGACCAGGGUUAUCGGCCCAACAGUUCCUAGACCCAGACCAUCCUAUAGUCCUCUAUGGUCAACCCCACAGAUUCCAAGAAUGGUGACAUCACGGAGGGUUGUGAACUCCCCAGCACAGCUGUUGGGUCCUCUGAGACCCAUAAGACCUACAUUUGUUCCAACUGCCCAUGCAGUUCAGCAGUAUAAAGAUGCUGCUGUCCGAAGUCGUCAUCAGAGAUCUCUUAGUAUACCACCAAUUAUUCCCACCAUGACCCAUCAGCCAGUUGCACCUAUACAAAGGCAAGAAGCUUUAAAGAGUUCUCUGCUAGCGUCUGCCCUUCCUCAAGAGCAAAAGCAGAUAUUGGGGGAACAGCUAUUCCCACUCAUUCAAGACAUGCAUCCUUCUCUCACUGGCAAAAUUACGGGUAUGCUAUUAGAGAUUGACAACUCGGAGCUUCUUCAUAUACUUGAGUCUCCUGAGUCUCUCCGUUCCAAGGUCAAUGAAGCUGUGGCGGUCUUGGAGGCCCACCAGGCUAAAGAAGGUACUCAGAAAGAAGAUUAA
Messenger RNA from Dromiciops gliroides (monito del monte), 1878 nucleotides. RefSeq names its product polyadenylate-binding protein 1-like. The record is from RefSeq and is a predicted model, not a curated record. Gene Ontology annotation, molecular function: mRNA 3'-UTR binding; poly(U) RNA binding; poly(A) binding. Gene Ontology annotation, cellular component: cytoplasmic stress granule; ribonucleoprotein complex; nucleus. NCBI's taxonomy places the organism in Eukaryota, Metazoa, Chordata, Mammalia, Microbiotheria, Microbiotheriidae. The transcript has a single exon. The coding region runs from base 16 to 1878 and encodes 620 amino acids.